Messenger RNA from Ilex paraguariensis (yerba mate), 261 nucleotides. Lineage: Eukaryota; Viridiplantae; Streptophyta; Magnoliopsida; Aquifoliales; Aquifoliaceae. The record is from the annotation of a GenBank genome assembly.
GAUAAUAAAAUGCACGAUGAAGGACGGAAUUCAGAGAGCUUGGGGAGGAGAGAAGAACAACCAGCAUUGAUGAACAAAGAAGGAAUGGUGGUGGUGGCUGCAGAGCCUCCAGUUCGAGCUGUUCGCAAGAGGCAUCACACACUUACCCACUCGGACAAUACUGUAACCCCCUUAUUGAGAAUGCCACCUUUCUAUCCUCUUUCAUCCCAGAAUAUUACAAUCUUCCAUAUGCUUCAGCAGUUCAACAAUUUCGAAUCGUGA